GGGAAGACUUCAGGUAUAAUUCAACAUGGUCAGGCAUUACCUAUAUUUCAGACGAAAACUUCGUGGCCACUGGUGAACGGAAGUUGGUGUUGCCUGAACACAAAAACACGUAUUCCCCGUUAUACAACUCUCUUAGAAGCUUCCCUAAAGGUAUCCGAAACUGCUAAAAUAAAUGUUACAAGUAAAACCAAGUAUUUGAUCAGAGCAGGUUUCUUUUAUGGGAAUUAUGAUGGACAAAAUGAAGUACCCCAAUUUGAGAUACAUCUUGGACCUAACUUGUGGGAUACAGUGAAGUCGGAAGCAACAAAAAUCGAGCUCAUACAUGUCCCUCUGCAAAACUAUGUACAUGUUUGUCUGGUGAAGAAAGGCUCCGGGGUUCCAUUUAUAUCAGUCAUAGAACUCAGGCCAUUAACCGAUGCCUCGUACAAAACAGUGAAAGGGUCCUUAUCACUUCUCUUGCGGAGUGACACUGGUCUAACAGCUGACCGUGAAUACAGGUAUCCAUUUGAUACUCAUGAUCGAAUCUGGGAAUACUUUGACGACCACAGCUCUUGGACAAAAUUAAAUACCUCAUCCACCAUCAAUUCAGAAUUCGAGUAUCAACUACCAUCCGUCGUGAUGGGCACAGCUGCAACGCCGACAAGUUCAAAUGAUUCGUUGAAUAUUUUAUGGGACCCGUAUGAUGACACUGAAGUACAUCAUGUUUACUUGCACUUUGCAGAAGUUGAAAAGCUCCAACCCAAUCAGUCUAGACAGUUCAACAUUACUACAAACGGAGAGCUGUGUUAUGGGACACUUGCUCCUGAUUAUUUGUCCACAACGACAAUAUUGUGCACCGCUAAAUCCCUGAGUGGACCAGGAGUAAACAGUAAUUUUUCAAUUGUUAAGACUGGAAACUCUACCCUUCCACCCAUCCUCAAUGCCUACGAGAUUUAUGGAGUGAAGGAAUUCUUAACAUCAGAUACCAACCAAGACGAUGUUGAGGCUAUCACAAACAUUAAGUCAACGUAUAAUAUUGAAAAUAACUGGCAAGGAGAUCCUUGUAACCCUCAUGUUUACUCAUGGGAUGGUCUAAACUGUAGCUAUCAAGGAAAUGAUCCCCCAAGAAUUAUAUCCUUGAACUUGUCUUCCAGUGGAUUAGAAGGGGAGAUUUCUCCUUCUCUGUCAAAUCUAACAAUGAUACAGACAUUGGAUUUAUCAAACAACAACUUAAGAGGAUCAAUUCCAGAAAUUUUGUCACAACUGCAGAUGUUAAAUGUGUUAAAUUUGGAGAAUAACAACCUCACAGGCUCAAUGCCGGUGGUACUCAUUGACAGAUGGAAGGAUGGUUUACUAUCAUUAAGUUCGUGCGAAAAUCCAAACCUAUCCGGAAAUGUUUCUUGCAACAAGAAGAAGAACAGGAAGUAUAAUUUUUUUGUUCCGAUAAUAAGUGUUUUGGUUGUUGCACUGUCAGUCCUCUUACUCAGUGCAGCAGCUAUCUGGUGUCGGAUUACUUAUAGGAGGAAAAGGCAACUUGGAAAUAGCACAGAUGCAAAUGUAGUCAUUCAGCAUGGGUCAUUUGAGCGAAAAGGGAGACAGUUUACGUACUCUGAGAUAGUACAGAUUACAAGGGGGUUCAAGAUGGUUCUUGGAAAAGGCGGCUUUGGAACAGUUUAUCACGGCCACAUAGACGACACUCAGGUAGCUGUCAAGAUGCUUUCACGGUCAUCAGUGCAAGGGUUUCAGCAAUUUCUCACAGAGGUUGAUCUUCUUAUGAGAGUUCAUCAUAGAAAUUUGACAAGUCUUGUUGGAUAUUGCAAUGAUGAAACCAAUAUAGGGCUGAUCUACGAGUACAUGGCCAAUGGAAACCUACGAGAACAUCUUUCAGGUAGCAGAUCAAAUAUCUUGAGUUGGGGAGAUAGACUUCAAAUAGCAAUAGAAGCUGCACAAGGACUGGAGUAUUUGCACUAUGGAUGCAGUCCGCCUAUAAUCCACAGGGAUGUGAAAUCAACAAACAUCUUGCUGAAUGAAAAAUUCGAAGCCAAACUAUCUGAUUUUGGCAUAUCCAGAAGUUUCCCUACAGAGGAUGGAACGCAUAUAACAACAAAUAUCGCUGGCACUCCCGGGUACCUUGACCCUGAGUAUUACGCAUCAUACAGAUUGAAUAAAGAAAGUGAUGUUUAUAGCUUUGGCAUUGUACUGUUGGAGAUUAUCACAAGUCGACCUGUUUUUUCUAGAACGCAUGAGCGGAGUUACAUUAGUGAAUGGUUCAGUUUCAUGCUUCAAAAAGGAGACAUUUACAGUCUUGUUGAUCCGAGGUUAGAAGGAAAUUUCUGUACGAACUCAGUCUGGAAAGCUGUGGAAAUAGCAAAUGCAUGCGUAUCUCCAACUGCCAUCAAAAGGCUAAGCAUGAGUCAGGUAGUGGUGGAUCUAAAGGAGUGCUUGGCAACAGAACUCGCUCAAACAAACCAGAGGGAUGAAACUGAACUAAGAAAUUCCAUUGCUAUGCUACACCCCUCAGUUAGGUAGUAGUACUAAAUAUCUAACCAAACAAAGAGAAAGUUUGGGAUGCAUUAUUUUCUUCUUUGUGAUAGAUACAAUAGUUUUUGUAUGGAUUGCAAUUUGCAACUAUUUCCAAUCUCAUCAGGUUCAUCUUUUCGUGCGAAAGGAGAUAAUGAAGAUAUGAUCUAAACAACUAUUAUGUUGUUUGCCAUUGAA
Malus domestica (apple) is the source of this 2697-nucleotide messenger RNA. NCBI's taxonomy places the organism in Eukaryota, Viridiplantae, Streptophyta, Magnoliopsida, Rosales, Rosaceae. The record is from RefSeq and is a predicted model, not a curated record.